AAGCUAAGAUAAAGCAGUCUCCUUCACAUUGCCGUCCCUUCUCUUCCUGAGCGGGUGGGAUGGAAUGGCCUGGGCGGGUCCCAUGGCCUGUGGUCCUCUGGACAAGUGACUUCGGCGGUCCGUCUCAAGGACAGACAUGAACAGAAAUAAUCUCAAAUCCAAAUCUGCACAGAAAUAUUGGCUAGAAAUUUAUAUAGUCAAGGAAGAAAGCUCAAUGGCUCAAUAAGGCUCUCAGUAAGCGUCCCUGACAUGCCAGAGGAAAGAUGGGUGGAUUCCAUCUUCAAUCCUGUGCUCAAGAUCCCACCAGUGGAGGAUAUUUGGGACAAAGAAAAGGAAGAGGAGGAGGAAGAGGAGGAGGAGGAGAACGUAGACAAAGAUGAGGAGGAAGAGGAAGAAAACAGGAUCAAGACCCUUCUCGCAGCACCCCGGCAGGAUUCAGGGUGGGGCCUGAUGGCUUGGCCCAAGCCCUCCCCAGAGACAGCCCGCUGGUGGGAAGACUUUUCCCUGCCCCCUCUCCGUGGAGCCAGCUUUUGCGGGUGCAAACAGAAGACAAAGAUGAGGCUCCACCCUCUGCCGUCCCUGACCUCCUGCUCCGCCUCCAAAACCCUGCCCUCAGUAGCAACCAGGGAAGAGCAUAGCUGGCUAAGAAACCAGCCUCUGAUGGAGCCUCCCCCAGCUUCCAGACUGAAGACCCCCAAGGCAGUGCCCAGGAUCACUCCCAAGGUCUCUGCUAAGAGAUCUAGUGUCCCUAAGCCCGGGCGACAGCAGAACACAAUGUCAAUGUGGCCUCCAAUUAUUAUCAACUCCCCCUCCAAGAGCUCUGCUUUUAAGGGACAACAUACAUCCUCUGCCAAGGAGGCCUCCCAUACCUCAGGUACCUGGAGCAAUCCCUUGCCUCACCUUCCUUAAAAAUAAAUAUUUUUGUUACACCA
Mesocricetus auratus (golden hamster) is the source of this 932-nucleotide messenger RNA. RefSeq names its product histone H3.v1. NCBI's taxonomy places the organism in Eukaryota, Metazoa, Chordata, Mammalia, Rodentia, Cricetidae. The coding region runs from base 250 to 909 and encodes 219 amino acids. The record is from RefSeq and is a predicted model, not a curated record. The transcript is spliced from 3 exons.